Molecule: messenger RNA, 4482 nt
Organism: Scatophagus argus
Lineage: Eukaryota; Metazoa; Chordata; Actinopteri; Scatophagidae
Product: G-protein coupled receptor 22
Exons: 2
Coding region: 575-2263 (562 amino acids)
Biological process (GO): G protein-coupled receptor signaling pathway
Cellular component (GO): membrane
Molecular function (GO): G protein-coupled receptor activity; peptide binding
Source: RefSeq, a predicted model, not a curated record
UCACCGUAUUGGUCGCUGGGACUGAGCGACUGCGCUCCAGCGAGCGGUUAGCGCAUAUUCAUGCGUUUGGCCGGUCCGUGUGUGGGAUGCUGUACAAGUCCGCUGCGUAAAAGUGGACAGGUGUAGGCGCACCGUGUUGAGUGGGGAAUUCAAAGAAAAACGCAAAGCACUGUGGUGUUGGCUGAUUUGUGAGCGGGCUCCAGCCACUGCUGCGCUCUGUAUCUGCAGCCGCUGAGGGUUCCCCCCCCCAACACACACACACACAUCCCCCACCCCCCUCCCGCUGUAAUAUUUAUGACAAAACGGAGGCAAAUUAUUCUGGUCACGUUUUUGGCUGACAGCCGGCUGUCCUGGAGAGCGUUGGAGUGAAUCGGGGUCCAGUGUUGGUGAUAGCGCAGCGCACCGACACCUGCAGUAGGAUGUAAAGGGAAUUCCCACUCACCAAGCUGUAUCACUUGGAGAUCCGACCAUCGUCCUCAUCACUGUCUCGCUUGAGCCAGAGGAAAAGGAAAAACAGGGCAUGGUCUGGUGCGGCGGUCGCUGUUGCUAUGUGUGAAGGAGAGCUGUGGCGUCAAUGGAGACCGAAGGCUAUCGCGACCUCCUGGAGACCAGCGAUGGUCAGGGGGUAGGCCUGUUGGAUGGAGGGGGCGAGGUGGGGGUGGAGGAGGGCUGGAGCACGCCUUACCCGCUGGGGUUCCAGGUGUCCUUGACCACUGUACUGAUACUGGAGCUGGUGUUGGGCUUUAGCAGCAACCUGACUGUACUUGUGCUCUACUGUGCUCAGUCCAACCUGGUAGAUUCAGUCAGCAACCUGGUCACGGUCAACCUGCAUGUGUUGGACAUACUGGUCUGUGUGCUGUGUCUGCCACUGACUGUGGCAGUGAUUCUGUUACCAGCUAAUGGAAGCGGAGUCAGCAGCCUGGCCACACUUUGCUGCUUUCAUGAGGCCUGUGUCACAUUCACCAGUGUGGCCACAGCAGUCAACGUGCUGGUGAUUAGUUUGGACCGGUACGACAUCUCAGUGCGUCCUGCCAGUCGUCUGCUGACCCCCAGGCGUGCGGCACUGCUCCUGGCUGCUGUGUGGGCCCUGUCUCUGGUUGUCUUCUUUCUGCCUUUCCUUGAGGGGGACUUCUUCUCUUCGGGGGCUGAGGACAGUGAACAUGAGGACCUGGAAGGGCAGAACCAUGACUCUGAGCACACCACUGGACUGACCCCCAUUUUCUCCUCCUUUUCACCUUCCUCUUUACCCACUACUCAUCCUUCCUCCCCUUCACACCACCUGCUUCCAGUAUGGCAGAACAGGACACUGCUGUGCGUAGGAGGGCAGGGGUAUUACACAGGCUUGGCUAUGUAUUACCACUUGUUAAUCCAAGUGCCAUGUUUCUUCAUCGCUGUGGCUGUCAUGUUGUUCACCUACUCCCGGAUCUUGCAGGCCCUCAACAUUCGCAUUGGCUCCCACAUGAUGAGGGGUACACGUGCAAAGGACUCCACCUGCAGGAUACGUUGCAGGAGGCAGAAGAGGAAGGAUCUGAGCCUGCCCACAGAGAUAGUGUCCUCCAACCAGAACCAGAACCUCAAUCAUCCUCCUCUUAUCCCCUCCCCAACUCCAACACCAACAUCGCCCCCGCCUCUCUCCUCCAUGCCCCAGGGGAUGUCUGACAGUGGAGCAACAGUCACUACUGUAAGCACUGCUGCCACCACCCCCAUUGCCACCACACCAGCCACCCCAGCUUCACCGACCCCAGCUUCAGCCUCAACUCAAACCCACGCCACCUCACCACUGCCUGCCUCGUCCAUGGGGGUACAGGCGUCAGUUUCUGCCAUAAUCGCCUUGAGGCGGGCGGUGCGCAGGCACAGGGACCGUCGAGAACGUCAACGUCGCGUCCUAAAAAUGUCCCUAAUCAUAAUUUCCACGUUCCUGGGCUGCUGGGCCCCUCUGUCUGCAGUCAAUGUUCUGAUCCUGUGUCUGGGUCCCAGUGACAGCCUGGUGAGGUUACGCCUGUGCUUCUUGGCGAUGGCUUAUGGAACCACUAUUUUUCAUCCCCUGCUCUAUGCUUUCACAAGGCAGAAACUGCGCCGUGCUCUCAAAACACGUGUCAAGAAAAGGGUAGUGUCCCUUCUGCAGGUGGACCCAGCUCCCAGCGGAGGGACAGUUAUUCAUAACUCCUGGGUGGAGGGGGGAGGCCAAAGGAAGGCUCGCAAACCACGGGUAGAGGCCAGUGAUGGCACUGAUCGAUGCCUCACUGAGGCAGUGAGGGAAUGAGGCUGGUCUCCAAAAUGUGUUUGCAUGUCUGAAUGUGUGUGUGUGUGUGUGUGUGCGUUUUUAAAGUAUUGUAUGAAUCUUACUAGUUUGCUAGGAGUGGAUCGUGUGUCUAUUUAUACAUGGGUUUGAGAAAAAUGAGAACAAGUUAGUUUCCAAGGGUCAGGACAAAUCCUGUGACCUCUGGUUCCAUGCAGAUGUGGAGACAGGUGAGUCCUAAGCUCUAAUUAGAGCCUGCUAUCUGCUGUCCCUACACAGCUCCUCAUUAGUCCACUUCCUGACUGACAAGGUGGUGACUGUGUAUUCAUGACAACACCAUAGCCAUGGCGACUGAAAACACUAGUGUGCACCCCACUUGUAGGGUAAGAUUUAGAUAACACAGCAAAUAUCUACAUUAUUGCUCCUGUGUGCACUUUUAACUUGCAUGUGCAUGCACAUGUGCACAGAUAUACACAUACACACACACGCACGCACACACCUGCACACACAGACACACCACAUACUUAAUGCACACUGAUCUAUAUUUAGUCAUUACCUGUGAAAGCACACCAAUAUCUACCUGCACAGAUAUUCUCAGUGAGAAAAAUACUAAUGGAAGUCUAUGUUUCUCUUUCUUUCCCUUAUUUUUUCAUGCCUUAAUUGAGUUAUGAAUAUAUUCUCAUGGUGCUGAGUGUCCUGCUGUAUGUUUACAACAAAGUAUCAGAGUGGCAGUGUUUGCACAUACUGUAAAUGGUAUAGCAAAUUAUUGGCAGGUAAAUGCAAACAUUCAGAUUCAAAGUUUACAGGCUCAUAUGAAACCACUAGGAAGCUGCAAAAAAAAAACCCUGAUUCAUUUAAUUUCCAGUAAGCACCAUAUGUUAAAAGAAUGUGUGCAAGUUAGAGCUAAAAGGCAUGACUUUAUUUUUGUUUUUUAAUAAGCUGUGAGAGUAACAGUCAUGAUGGCGUGGGCGAGGAUGCGCAGUUGGGUUCCUAUGUUUGCAUGUGUGCAUGUAUGCGUAAUUGAAUAAAUGAGCGUGUGUGUCCAUGAUUAUGUGCAAUAAAUCAUGAGCAGAGCAAUGACCCCUUGGAUGUGAACAAAGAGAAUGUGAACACAGAAUUUUUUGUUUUUCUAUUUUAUAGUUUAGAUUACAGGGCGAACAGAGAAGAAAAGAGACUUAAUAUUCAGCAUUAGGCCUGUGGGCAUGAUAUUAAAGCAAAUCAUACGGAGAAAUUGUAACUACACAGGCUACUGUAAUAUUACUACUGUAUCACUUCUGUUUUAAAGUGGAAAUCAAAGGGCGACAUUUUGUGAAAACUGUCUCUGUAGUUACUGCAGGUAUCUUUAACCUGAGAAAUCCCAACUUCUGAUACGGGACAUCUCCUCGUGUUAGCCAUUUGUUGCUCUGGAGGGCAGAGUCACCGCUUUUGGACGGCACUUUGACUGACUGUGGAGGCAGACAAGCCUCCAUCAGCUUCUGGACCGAGUCCUGGACAUGUUACACUAUAUCUGUGUCUCGCUUUCUCCUCAGGACUUCAUGUCUUAUUUCCUUAAAACAAAAACAAACAAACAAAAAAAAAAACAGCCCUCAGUCUGCUGUUGUAUUAUGGGUGUUCCAGUAGGUAAAGAGUCAUGUCAGUAAGUAGAUAGAGUACAUUUUAAACUUUGUAUGAGCUCAAGUCGUGGAGAGCUUCUCAAGCUCCGGGCUAUCUGUUUCAUCCUCACCCCUUUUACACUAUUUGUGAGCCAGACAGAAGACAAUAAUUCUUGUGUAUUCAUGUACAUUCUUCAGGGAUGUAAAUACCGAAGUGUCUGUUAUGAGUUUUAGUGGAAAAAAAAAAAACAACAAAAAAAGUUUUUCUUUUGGUCACAAUCAUCUGCCGGACAGAAAAUCAGCCAUUGUGAUAAACUCUAAGCGAGUUGGAAAGUUACUGCAAAGACAAAUAAGUGUAUUUGUGUUAAUACUGUAUGUGUGUACACUGUACUGUACAUUUAUGACCAUGUGUAUAGAGAAAUAUUAGUAUUGUAUAAGAUUUAUAUUAUGUGUUAUUAUAUAGAACAGAAGAAAAUCUGUAUUAAAAAUCUAUCUAAGAAUUCUCGGUUCACUGCGUCAGUUCAUAGAUGUUUCAUGUUCAAUGUAUUGAUUGUUGUCAGUUUUCAAAUGUUGAUUUUGAAGUCAUGGGAAAUUAUACGGGACAAUCUAUUUUAUAUGUGUCUGUGUACAUUUUAUCUGCUAUAAUAUUGA